ACAAGGGGAGCAGAAUAUAUUUACCCAACUGCCAACCAAGCUCUGGAUCAUGGGUUUCCUGGAGACGGUGCUUUGGUCUGUGCUUCAUGCGCGCACUCUCCUGCUGGGCGCAGUCGCCUUCCUAUUCUUUGCUUAUGUCUUCAGAAAGCCUGGCCCUAAGAAUAUGCCACCAGGCCCCCCGCGCCUGCCAAUCCUGGGAAACUUAUUCCAGUUGGGCUUUAAGGAGCCACACUUGCAGAUCCAACAGGUUGUGAAGAAAUACGGGAAUGUUAUUUGCAUGAAAUUUGGUGGUAUGUAUACAAUCUUUAUAACUGGAUUACCUUUAAUCAAAGAAGCCCUUGUCCAUCAGGACCAACACUUCAUAAAUCGUCCCGUACUUCCUAUGCAGAACCGUAUCUUCAAAGGAAAAGGAAUUAUUAUGUCUAAUGGCCAAGCAUGGAAGGAGCAAAGAAGGUUCACUCUGACAACACUAAGGAACUUUGGUUUAGGAAAGAAGAGCUUAGAGGAACGUAUUCAAGAAGAGUCAUACUACCUUGUCCAAUUUAUAAAGGAAGAGAAUGGACAGCCUUUUGACCCUCAGUUCAAGAUCAACAAUGCAGUUUCCAAUAUUAUUUGUUCUGUCACCUUUGGGGAGCGCUUUGAGUAUCAGGAUGAAAAGUUUCAGGGUCUUCUAAGGAUGCUGGAUGAGGCCAUGUCUUUAUUAAAUUCUCCAUGGUGCCAGCUCUAUAAUGUAUUUCCAAGGAUAAUGAAAUCACUUCCUGGACCUCACCAAACAUUCUUUAAUGACUGGGAAAAACUGACAUUGUUUGUUGCUAAAAUUAUUGAAAACCACAAGAGAGAUUGGAAUCCCAAUGAAACAAGAGACUUCAUUGAUGCUUAUCUCAAGGAAAUGGAAAAGCAUAAAGAUGACACAGCUACCAGCAUUGAUGAAGAAAACCUCAUUUACACUACCCUGGAUCUCUUCUUGGCAGGAACUGAGACAACUUCCACUACACUGCUCUGGGCUCUGCUUUACAUGGCCCUCUACUCAGACAUCCAAGAAAAAGUGCAUGCUGAGAUUGACAGAGUGAUUGGACAGAUGCAACAGCCAACCAUGGCCCUCCGAGAGUCCAUGCCCUACACUCUUGCAGUGGUCCAUGAGGUACUAAGGAAGGGAAACAUUGUCCCAUUGAAUGCGCCCAGGGAAGUGACAGCCGAUACCACCCUGGCUGGAUACAAUAUGCCCAAGGGAACCAUGGUCAUGACCAAUUUGACUGCACUGCACUUUGACCCUGCAGAGUGGGCCACGCCUGAAAAGUUCAAUCCGGAACAUUUUCUGGAGCAUGGACAGUUUAAAAAGAGGGAAGAUUUCCUGCCUUUCUCAAUAGGAAAACGAGCAUGCCCUGGAGAAGUGUUGGCUAGGACUGAACUGUUCAUUUUCUUCACUGCACUCAUGCAGAAGUUUACCUUCAAGCCCCCAGACAAUGAGCAGCUGACCCAGGAUUUCAGGAUUGGUUUCGCCCUUGCCCCUGUCAAAUAUAGAAUCUGUGCUAGCCCUAGGGCAUAGAGGCCUGGGACAAGAAGAAAAGGCCCCUGAAGACUUGUGUGAGUUUAGAACCUAGGAGACAUAAUAGAAGUGGUUCUCAAGAGAAA
This is a messenger RNA of Suncus etruscus (white-toothed pygmy shrew), 1632 nucleotides long. RefSeq names its product cytochrome P450 2J2-like. Gene Ontology annotation, biological process: xenobiotic metabolic process. The coding region runs from base 50 to 1546 and encodes 498 amino acids. Gene Ontology annotation, molecular function: oxidoreductase activity, acting on paired donors, with incorporation or reduction of molecular oxygen, reduced flavin or flavoprotein as one donor, and incorporation of one atom of oxygen; iron ion binding; heme binding. Lineage: Eukaryota; Metazoa; Chordata; Mammalia; Eulipotyphla; Soricidae. Gene Ontology annotation, cellular component: intracellular membrane-bounded organelle; cytoplasm. The record is from RefSeq and is a predicted model, not a curated record. The transcript is spliced from 9 exons.